GCCCCGUACUCACUUCCUCGUGUGAAUCGCCCAAAGUCUCUCUCUUUUCUUUUAUUUUUUCUGCACAAAAAAAAAAAAAAGACAGAUCACAGUGAAAUCGCUAUAACUUCGUUUUUUCUUCAUUUAUCGCUAAAACCUUAAAUUUCUUUUUGGUCCCUUUCUAAACCCUAAUCUUGAAAACCCUAAAUCUUGAGAGAAUCGGUUAUUGAAUGUAUUAGUUUUCUCUAAUUGGGAGGCGAACUUAAAACUCAUUGACAGGACUCACCUAGUGUUAUUGCAUUUGCUAUCGUUGUUUUAGAAUUUUGAGCUGAGCUGACUAGCGAGUUGACUCGAUAGAGAAAGUUAAUUUUUUUUUUCCCGAGUUAUUUGGGGUUGAAUUUGGAGUAUGUGAUGAUGGAGGAGAAUAACGGAAUUGAUUGUUUAGAAAAUGCGAGCACGAGCGAGGGAAAGCCACCGAAUCCUCGUACGCCCUCGUAUAUGCAGCAGUGCCCCACCAGUGAUGGCGUUUUGAAGCCCUGUAAGAAGUCCCUAGUUCGACACCCGUCUCUUCAGGUGAAGUCAAAGGCAUCAGAUAUCGCUGUUGAAAAUGGACAUGCUAUAGAGAAUCGUGGUGCGGAGCUCAUCCCUAUAGUCCGUUCCGGAGCAUGGGCUGACAUAGGGUUUCGAACAAGCAUGGAAGAUGUAUAUUUGUGUGUUGAUGAUUUUAUGCAUGAUUAUGGGCUCAAGAAUUUUGCUGAUGGGCCUAGUGCCUUCUAUGGGGUGUUUGAUGGACAUGGUGGGAAGCAUGCUGCUGACUUUGCUUGCUAUCAUUUACCAAGGUUCAUUGUUGAGGAUGCAGACUUUCCUGGAGAGAUUGACAGGGUUUUUGCUUCAGCAUUUCUGCAAACUGAUACUGCUUUUGCAGAAGCUUGUGCAUCGGAUUCUGCCCUUGCUUCUGGUACCACUGCAUUGGCAGCUCUUAUUCUUGGGAGAAUGUUGGUUGUGGCAAAUGCUGGAGAUUGUCGAGCGGUUUUGUGCCGUCGUGGCAAAGCCAUUGAAAUGUCAAGAGAUCACAAACCCAUUUGCAAUAGAGAGAGAAAACGCAUUGAGGCAUCUGGAGGUUAUGUAUGUGAUGGUUACCUCAAUGGGCAACUUAAUGUGGCUCGUGCUUUAGGAGAUUGGCACAUGGAAGGAAUGAAAGGUGCAGAUGGUGGGCCACUGAGUGCAGAGCCUGAGCUUAUGACUGCAAAUCUAACUGAGGAGGAUGAAUUUCUUAUCAUAGGAUGUGAUGGUCUUUGGGAUGUGUUCCGGAGCCAAAAUGCUGUUGAUUUUGCGAGGCGGAGGCUUCAGGAGCACAAUAAUCCAGUCAUGUGUAGUAAGGAUCUGGUAGAUGAAGCUUUGAAGAGGAAAAGUGGGGAUAAUUUAGCUGUUGUUGUUGUUUGCUUUCAAUCCCAUCCACCCCCUAACUUGGUUGCCCCUCGUGCAAGAGUGCAGAGGAGCUUUUCUGCUGAGGGGUUGAGAGAGUUGCAAAGCUUCUUGGAUAGUUUGGGAAACUGAGAUGGUGCACUUUCCUGAUGGAAAACGGAGUUGCAUUGGUCCGUAUAGCCCAUGAGUCGUUAAAUUUGUUGAUCUGUCCCCUGCAUGUCGCUUUGUGCCCGUCUAGCAUGAAAGAUGGAGAGCUUUCUAAAUGAGGGUAAAUCCUUCUCAGGGGCUCCCGCCUCAAGUGGACGCGUUAGCCUGUCUUUCCAAAAUAGAAGGCAUCACUGGACGCGUAACUUUGAGUUGCCCCAUAAAAUUGGAUCAGUUCUUUGACGGAUUGGGUUUUCCUUGUGUAAAACCAACCUCAGUGUCUAAUCUGGGAUAUGGCUUGUCCAUUACAUUUUCAGGCCCUCGUAUUCAUCUGUUUAGCCUACGGAGGAUCGCAUUCUUAUGAUCAGUCUGACCUUUCUUCGUUCACAUCAUAUAGACCAAACCACUGGUUUUCC
Messenger RNA from Theobroma umbraticum, 1964 nucleotides. RefSeq names its product DNA-binding protein phosphatase 1 (gene DBP1). The record is from RefSeq and is a predicted model, not a curated record. Gene Ontology annotation, molecular function: protein serine/threonine phosphatase activity; cation binding. Lineage: Eukaryota; Viridiplantae; Streptophyta; Magnoliopsida; Malvales; Malvaceae. Gene Ontology annotation, biological process: protein dephosphorylation.